ACCGCGUUGCCAACUAUCGCAAAGAUGAAUCAGCUGCGUUUCUCCCAAAAACUGUGUUCCACCGUUUUCCCGACAAUUAAUUCAUUUAAUCAAGCACCGAGAAGAGGACGAACCAAUUGAAAGCAAUAAGCGAUGGAUUUCACGACCUUCGUUAAGCCCACAAACGGAGGUGGCGAUGCCGAAGCUAGCAACAAGUCUCUGCAGUUCUGGAAGCAUGUCGAGUACAUUGAGAAUCAUGGAAAACAGGAGGACGACUACGAAUACUGUAUGACAGAGUUCUUGCGCAUGUCGGGCAUAUACUGGGGCACCACUGCCCUGGACAUAAUGGGUCAGCUGGAUCGCUUGGAACGAAAGUUCAUCAUUGACUUUGUGAAGCGGUGUCAGUGCCCCACCACUGGAGGAUUCUCUCCCUGCGAGGGUCACGAUCCCCAUUUGUUGUAUACCCUGUCGGCGGUGCAAAUCCUGUGCACCUACGAUGCUCUGGAUGAGAUUGAUUGUGAUGCUGUGGUGCGUUUCGUCGUAGGAUUACAGCAACCGGACGGCAGUUUCUUCGGAGACAAGUGGGGCGAAGUGGACACUCGAUUCAGUUUCUGUGCCGUGGCCACACUGACGCUGCUCCAGCGCCUGGAGCAGAGCAUUGAUGUGGAGAAGGCGGUCAAGUUCGUACUAUCCUGCUGCAAUCAGACAGAUGGUGGUUUUGGAUCCAAGCCGGGAGCCGAGUCGCAUGCAGGCCUCAUCUACUGCUGCGUGGGUUUCUUCUCGCUAACGAAUCGUUUGCACCUCCUGGACGUGGACAAGCUGGGCUGGUGGCUGUGCGAGCGUCAGCUGCCGUCAGGCGGUCUUAACGGCCGGCCGGAAAAGCUGCCUGACGUCUGUUACUCCUGGUGGGUGCUCGCUUCAUUGACCAUUAUGGGUCGCCUGCACUGGAUCAGUUCCGAGAAGCUCCAGCAGUUCAUCCUCUCUUGCCAGGAUUUGGAAACUGGUGGCUUCUCCGAUCGCACUGGCAACAUGCCCGAUAUAUUCCACACCCUGUUUGGCAUCGGUGGCCUGUCGCUGCUUGGACAUUCCGGCUUGAAGCCCAUAAACCCAACGCUAUGCAUGCCGCAGUAUAUUAUAGAUCGGCUAGGCAUUAAGCCACAGAUACUGGCGAGGUCGUGAGAACCUUUGUUUUAGUUUAUUUGUAGACCUCUCCUCCCCCAAUCGUUUUUUACCAAAAUUCCAACAACAAGACCUUGUCUCUACACAGAAU
Drosophila bipectinata is the source of this 1249-nucleotide messenger RNA. RefSeq names its product geranylgeranyl transferase type-2 subunit beta (gene RabGGTb). Gene Ontology annotation, cellular component: Rab-protein geranylgeranyltransferase complex. NCBI's taxonomy places the organism in Eukaryota, Metazoa, Arthropoda, Insecta, Diptera, Drosophilidae. Gene Ontology annotation, biological process: protein geranylgeranylation. The record is from RefSeq and is a predicted model, not a curated record. Gene Ontology annotation, molecular function: Rab geranylgeranyltransferase activity.